Lathyrus sativus (Indian pea) is the source of this 777-nucleotide messenger RNA. Lineage: Eukaryota; Viridiplantae; Streptophyta; Magnoliopsida; Fabales; Fabaceae. The record is from the annotation of a GenBank genome assembly.
AUGGAGGCAAAACCAAAUGGUUGUGUAGGUGACCUGAAGAAUGAUCUGAACGAAAUACUUAAUGUAGUGGUUGUUCCUGAUAUGUCUGGAAUGAUCGAUGAACAAUGCAUCUACAAAGUACCACCAAAUAUUCGUGAAGCUAAUCCACAAGCUUAUACACCUCAAAUUAUUUCCAUUGGCCCUUUUCACAGUCCACUUGGUUCAAGUAGGGACAACAUUUUGCACAAAAUGGAAAAACUCAAAUUCAAAUAUUUCAAAGGAUUUGUAAAUAGAACAAAGGUAUCUGUGGAUGAUUUAGUUUUCAAAUUUCAAGAGUGGGAGGAUAGAAUCAGAAGUUGUUAUGCCGAGCUUUUUAGCUUUAACAGCAAUGAAUUCUUAAAAAUCAUUAUAGUUGAUGCAUGCUUCAUAGUUGAACUUUUUAUUAGGUUUUCUCUAUCCAGAUAUUGGAUACAAGAUGACCCUAUAUUACAAAGUCAUUGGUUACGUAGAGACAUUGCACGUGAUCUAGUACUCCUUGAAAAUCAGCUACCAUUUUUUGUUCUUCAAUAUAUAUACGACUUAUUUGGUAUUACUGAGUUUGGUACAUUUCUUCAGAUCUCUAUAACCUUUUUUAAACCAUUCAGCCUCAACCUGCCAUACUUAAGUUCAGAAAGAGUAGAGUAUCCAAAACACUUCACAGAUAUGUUAAGAACAUUUUUGAUGCAGACACAACAGAAUUAUAAUUUUAAUUUUGAUUUUGAUGAUCGUGUAAUUGGAUUGAUUUUGAUGAUCGUGUAA